This is a messenger RNA of Colletotrichum higginsianum IMI 349063, 489 nucleotides long. RefSeq names its product Cysteine desulfurase. The coding region runs from base 1 to 489 and encodes 162 amino acids. The record is from RefSeq and is a predicted model, not a curated record. The transcript has a single exon. Lineage: Eukaryota; Fungi; Ascomycota; Sordariomycetes; Glomerellales; Glomerellaceae. Gene Ontology annotation, molecular function: FAD binding.
AUGGACCCCGGUCCCCGAUCUCGUACACAGGUUCUCGCUGCCUUAGAGCCGCCGAUACAGGCGUUGGAUCGGGAAGCAGUAAUCACACACACCGAUGCUUUGUACCGACUUCAUUCGGAGCCGUAUGCCAUUCAAAAGCAGCUCAACCCAGCGGUCGUACUGGUACCGGACACGGUGGAGCAACUCACCGCCAUUGUGAAGUUCCUGUACGGGUCCAACUUGGAUUUUGUCAUCCGCGGUCAUGGCUUCAAACCCCCCCCCCCCCCCGCCAGGCAUGUGGUCGUCAGCAUGCUGAAGUUCAAGGACCUGGACUAUGACCCGGUGAAGAAGAUCGCCACAAUCGGCGCGAGUGCCACUUGGUUCGAAGUAGUGUCGUUCAUGGAACAAGUCGACCCGGAGUAUUCGGGUGGGCAGCCCAUUCUUGCAACGUUUCAUGGACAAGAUAAAUGGCACGGCAAGUUCCUGACGCCCGCACCCCAAGCAUCGUAG